AUGAAUCAAAGUGGAUUGGAAAUUCAGCCCUUCUUUUUCCCCCAGACAAUCUCUGAAGGGGAGAGAGUCAUUGUUGCUUGCACUACAAAGUCAGGGUCGAAAUCUGGAGAUCCCUUGUCCUUCAAGUGGUUGAAAGAUGGAAAUCCUUUGCAAUCUAAAAUUCAAGUAAAAACUUUUGCAGAUUUUUCAAACAUGGUUAUUGACUCAGUUACCGAAGAAGACAGCGGUAAUUAUACUUGCGCAGUAAGCAGUAGCGGAUUCCACGACACUUUUAGUGCACCUUUAGUUGUUAUGGUUCCUCCUCAGUGGCUGUCCAUUCCAAUGGAUUCUAACAGUUUUGCAGGAGAAUUUUUGGUGAUUAAUUGCAGAGCAUCCGGGAAACCACAACCUACAGUUACUUGGACAAAAUCUGAAGGUUCAGGACGGGAGGGAUUUCUGCCACUGUCUCCAAAUGACCACCUUUUACUUCCUGCAAAUGGUAGCCUCAUCAUAACCCAAGUAAAGAAGCACGACGAAGGUCUGUACCAGUGCGUAGCAACCAAUUCCGUUGGCCAGAGUCUCAAGAAAAUCGUUUCUGUAUACGUAUCUGUUAUGGAAUCCAAUUACCUUCUACAUUUACUUCAAGCUUCCAUCAUAGCAGCUGUGGUGAAUGCUAUUAUAGAACAUCCAAAAAUUCAGGCAUUUAAUUUCCCAGUUGAUGUAAUAGUCGGGCAGAAGGCCAGCGCCAUGUGUACAGCAAUAUCAGGCAUGCCCCCUUUGGAUUUCCGUUGGCUCAAAAAUGGAAAAGAGCUAUCACCCGGAGGAAAGAUCACCAUACGGACACUGGUAGACGUUUCAGUUCUUGUGAUUGAGUCGGUCGACGCUUCAUCAAGUGGCAACUACACGUGCCACCUAAGAACAUCAACUAGUAGCGAUUCGUAUACAGCUCAUCUUGAUGUUAAAGAACCAAGCAGUUGGACAAAUAAAGUUCAUGACCAUGAUCUAAAAGCUGGAGAAAACGCAACGAUAUUGUGUGAAGCGACCGGUUUGCCACUUCCACAAGUGACGUGGAAGAAGAAAAUAGAUAAUGGACAAGAAAUUUCAGCAUCAGUUGAGCAACAAACCCAACUGCCAGGUUCCAGCAAAUUGUUGCUUUUAAAUACGAAACCGGAGGAUAGCAGCUACUACUCUUGUGAAGCGAGUAACAACGUAGGAGAUAUCAUAUCUAGGACGAUAUACAUCAACGUCUUGGAUGCAACAUCUUUACGAAUUCCACCCUUUUCUUUUCCUGCUGAGUCCAUAAUAGGCAGACGAGUGAGUGCAACCUGUACUCCUAGUUUCGGCGAAAAAAUAGAAUUUAAAUGGCUAAAAAAUGGCAAAGAAAUUUUAAAGGGAUUAAAUGUGGACAUCCGCUCUUUUUCCGACUUGUCCACCUUAGUAAUUGACCCUUUGAGAGAGGAAGACACUGGAAAUUACACUUGUAUUGUCAAUACUCGUGGAAUGUCUGGCAGCUACACAACUACCCUUGAGGUUUUAGUUCCUCCAUCUUGGACUCAUACUCCGAACGAUGUGGAUGCUUUGAGUGGCGAUACCAUAACAAUGAAUUGCAUGGGAAAUGGGAGACCAAACCCAACAACAACGUGGUCAAGAAUAGAAGGUGAUAGCACAGAAUUUAAGCCAAUAUCUAAUCUAAAUCACUUAAACGUACAUUCAAAUGGAAGUCUACAUUUGAAUUCUGUCGAAAAGGAUGACGAAGGAACAUACAGGUGCAACGUAUCUAACAGCAUUGGACCAUCACUCUUAAAAGAUAUUCUCCUCCGGGUAAUAGCUACAGGAGAAAGUCUUCAAAUUCAACCUUUUUCUUUUCCAUCAAAAUCUGUUGUUGGUAAACGGGUGAGUAUAAGUUGCACCCCUGCUUCGGGUGAAAAGAUGGAUUUCAAAUGGUUCAGAAAUUCUCAAGAACUAACUAAAGGGAGGAAUAUGGAUAUAAGAUCCUUUCCCGAUCUCUCUGCUUUAGUCAUCGACCCUUUGACGGAGGAGGAUACGGGAAAUUAUACGUGCAUUGUGAACUCUAGAGGACUCACUGGGAGCUACACAGCAGCACUUGAAGUGUUAGGAGAAAAUGCAGAUUUCAUGGUCAUACCAAACCCCGUCGUCCAUCCUAACGGAAGUCUCUUUCUUGAAUUCAUACAAAAAGAAGAUGAAGGUUCAUAUAAAUGCAACAUAUCUAAUGGCAUUGGACCGGAUUUGGUUAAAACAGUAGUAGUUAGAGUUAUAGGAGAAAGUCUUCAAAUUCAACCUUUUUCUUUCCCGUCAAAAUCUGUUGUUGGAAAACGGGUGAGUGUAGGUUGCACCCCUGCUUCGGGCGAGAAGAUGGAUUUCAAAUGGUUCAGAAAUUCUCAAGAACUAUCUAAAGGAAGGAAUGUGGACAUUAGAUCCUAUCCCGACCUUUCUACGUUAGUCAUUGACCCGUUGAUGGAAGAUGAUACUGGAAAUUACACGUGCAUUGUUAACUCGAGAGGCCUGACUGGGAGUUACACAGCAGCACUCGAAGUUUUAGUUCCUCCAUCUUGGACGCAAGGGCCGAACGAUAUUGAUGCUCUAAGCGGCGAUUCAGUUACACUGAACUGCAAAGGUGCUGGAAAACCGAGUCCUGUUGUUACCUGGUCCCAUUUGCGAGGAGAAACUGCUGAUUUUAUGGUGAUACCAAACCCUGUUAUUCAUCCUAACGGAAGUCUCUUUUUGGAAUCCAUUCAAAAAGAAGAUGAAGGUUCAUAUAAAUGCAAUAUAUCUAAUGGCAUUGGACCGGAUUUGGUUAAAACAGUAGUAGUUAGAGUUAUAGGUGAAAAUUUGCAAAUUCAGCCAUUUUCUUUUCCAUCCAAAUCUGUAAUUGGCAAGCGAGGAAGUGUCACUUGCACACCAACCUCAGGAGGAAAAAUGGAUUUUAAAUGGUUCAGAAACGGAAAAGAAUUGACAAAGAACACAAAUGUAGACAUUCGAUCCUAUCCUGAUCUUUCAACAUUGAUCAUUGAUCCACUGACUGAAGGUGAUUCUGGGAACUAUACCUGCAUUGUUCAUUCUAGAGGUUUCACUGGCAGUUACACCACGAAUUUGGAAGUAUUAGUUCCUCCGUCGUGGAUUCAUUUUCCCAAAGAUUUUGAUGCACUCCAAGGAGAUACUGUUGUGCUCAACUGCAAAGGAUCUGGAAAUCCUCCCCCAACUGCCACGUGGUCACGCAUACAAGGAGAAAACAUUGAAUUCUCUCCUUUAAGUAGUUUGGCUCAUCCAGCCGUUCAUUUAAAUGGAAGUUUAGCUAUGAAUUCAGUAGAAAAAGAGGAUGAGGGAACGUACAAAUGUAAUGUAUCGAAUGGCAUCGGCCCUCCGCUUAUUAAAACCAUAGUCGUCAGAGUAAUUGAUAGAAAUUCUAUCAAAAUACAGCCCUUUUCGUUUCCAUCAGACUCUUCAAUUGGCAAACGAGUUAGUGUAACAUGCACACCUUUAAUGGGUGAAAAAAUGGAAUUCAAGUGGUUGAGAAACGGCAAAGAAUUAGUAACAGGAAAGCAUAACAUUCAUAUUCUGUCGUAUCCUUUGCUCUCAAAUUUAGUAGUAGAUCCUCUAAGCUCGGAAGACAGUGGAAAUUAUACUUGUGUUGUUAACUCCAGAGGACUAUCUGGCAGUUAUACAACAACACUAGACGUCCUAGCUCCUCCAUCGUGGAUAACUAUACCAGGAGACUUUGAUGCUAAAAGUGGCGACUCUGUAAUCCUGAACUGCAAAGGAAGUGGUAGACCGGACCCAACUGUCGUUUGGUCUAAGACUCAAGGGGAAGGCUUUGAUUUUAUUCCCGUUCAAAACUCCGGUGAAUCAGUUGUUUACUCGAACGGCACCUUUUACAUGAACGCAAUAGCUAAAGAAGAUGAAGGGAUGUAUAAAUGUAACAUCUCGAACGGAAUAGGAAAUCCAUUGAUUAAAACAGUUAUGAUUAAGGUUAUAGGUGAAGAUGCUGUCAAAAUCCAACCGUUUUCAUUUCCGUCAGAACCUGUAGUCGGAAAGAGAGUUAGUGCAACUUGUACACCCUCUACGGGUGAAAAAAUGGAUUUCAGAUGGUUGAAGAAUGGCAAAGAGCUACAAAGGAGACAAAAUAUUAAUAUUUUAUCUUUUCCUGAGCUGUCGACUCUGGUAAUUAAUCCUUUAAUUUUGGAAGAUAGCGGUAACUAUACUUGCGUCGUAAGUGCCAGAGGAUUGGUAGGAAGUUUCACUACCACUUUGGAUGUUCUAGUGCCUCCUUCGUGGAAGAUUACUCCUCAAGAUCACGACGCAGUAAAUGGAGAAAACGUCAUCUUGACUUGCAUCGGAUUAGGAAAACCGGAACCUGUAGCAACAUGGUAUAGAAGCUUUGCAAUGAGCAACGAAUUCACUCCGGUACUAGGAUCUCUUCCAAAGAACGGAAGUCUUAUUAUUGAAGAAAUAAAAAAAGAGGACGAAGGACUGUACAAAUGCAAUGUCUCAAACGGCAUAGGAAAUCCUUUGGUAAAAACAGUUGUUGUGAGGGUAACAGCUCUGAAAAUACAGCCUUUUUCAUUUCCUAAUGACACAAUUAUUGGAAACCGUGUCAUUACUAUAUGCGCAACGUCAAAUAAAGAAAAAAAUGAAUUCAAAUGGUUGAAGAAUGGAAGAGAAUUAAAAAGUACGCAUAGCACAACUGUGAGAUCUUUCCCGGAAUUCUCUACUUUAAUCAUAGAAUCUUUAGUGGAAGAAGACGCCGGAAAUUACACUUGCAUAGCAAGUUCUAGAGGUUUCACAGAAAACUUCACGACGAACUUAGAAGUUCUAAUUCCUGUUUCAUGGGUUGUUCAUCCAAAAGACACGGAUGCUGUAAGAGGAGAAAAUGUUAUUCUUAACUGUCAAGGUGCUGGAAAACCGCAGCCAACGACGCUGUGGACAAAAAUGUUAGAUAAUAAUGUGGAGUUCGUACCGGUUGGCGAUGCAUCUGGGAUGAAAAUAUUUUCCAAUGGAAGUCUGGUAUUUGAAAACAUCAAUAAAGAUGAUGAAGGUUUAUACAAGUGUAACAUAUCCAAUGGUAUUGGGAUAUCUUUGCAGCAAACGGUUGUCGUACGUGUAAUAGUUCAUACUCUAAAUAUCCAACCAUUUUCUUUUCCAAAUAACUCUGUUCUUGGAAAUAGAGUUUUAACAUCUUGUACUACGUAUAACAAUGAAAAAAUGGAAUUCAAGUGGUUGAAAAAUGGCAAGGAAAUUAGCGGGAUCCAAAGUGCAAACGUCAGAUCAUUCCCAGAAUUUUCUACUUUAGUAAUUGAUUCCCUUUCUGAAGAGGAUGCUGGAAAUUACACUUGCAUCGCAAGCUCAUCGGGAUUUACAGAAAGUUUUACGGCAACUCUAGAAGUUCUAGUUCCAGUUUCAUGGAUGCACCAGCCAACCGAUGUUGACGCAAUUCGUGGAGACAGAGUCAUCAUUAACUGCAAAGGAUUUGGUAAACCUCCUCCAGCAGUCAUUUGGUCUAGAACAACAGAAAGUAAAUUAGACUUCGUAGCUGUUGCAGAGUCAGCAGAAAUAAAUGUGUUACCGAAUGGAAGUCUUAAAAUAAAUUCAAUUAGUAAAGAAGACGAAGGAUUGUAUAGCUGCAAUAUCUCUAAUGGUAUAGGACAUGUGUUACAGAAAACUGUAGUCGUUCGUGUUAUAGGUGUCACUGCUUUUAAAAUCCAGCCCUUUUCUUUUCCAAAAAUCUCUGUGGUCGGAAAACGAGUUACAACUGUAUGUGCCACCUCAAGUGGAGGAAAAGUAGAAUUCACUUGGUUGAAAAAUGGACAAGAUCUCAUUAAAAAUUCGAAAAUUACUGUCCGAUCAUUUCCUGAUCUCUCCAAUCUCGUGAUUGAUCCACUAUCGGAAGAAGAUAGUGGUAAUUAUACAUGUAUAGCACAUUCGAGAGGCAUUUCCGAAAAAUAUACUACACAUUUGGAAGUUUUAGUUCCUCCAACGUGGAAGGCGGCCCCAUUGGACACCGAAGCAAUAGAUGGAGAUACAGUUAUAUUAAAUUGUGAAGGAAAUGGGAACCCCAAACCGACAGUGAUGUGGUCUCGUAUAAACGGUAUAUCGUCUGAGAUAAGUCUUCAGCAAAAUACUCUCCAUCGCAUUUUGGAACAAAACGGCAGUUUAAUUUUGAAAGACAUCGACAAAUCACAUGAAGGAAUGUACAAAUGUAACGUUUCAAACGGAAUUGGUCAUCCGUUGAUUAAGACAAUUUUGGUGAAAGUAAUCGAAAGCUUAAAAAUACAGCCUUUUCUGUUCCCUGCAACUGCUAUGAUUGGUCAAAGAGUAAGUACAAUGUGCGCUACAGUUACUGCUGGAAGCAAAAUGAACUUUCAGUGGUCAAAAAACGGAGCUGAAAUCGCUAAAUCUAAUAGGAUACAAGUGAUGACUUUUCCUGAGAUAUCCAACAUCAUAAUUGAUCCAUUAAAUGAAGAUGAUAGUGGAAACUACACAUGCAUUGUCUCUUCAAACGGAGUAUCUGAUAGUUACACAGCAUCACUAAAUGUAUUAAUUCCUCCUUCUUGGAAAUACAAACCGAAGGAUGAAGAAGCAAAAAAUGGUGAAAGUCUUUUCCUUGACUGCCAUGGGCUAGGAAAACCCGCACCUUCAAUAAAAUGGUUCAAGCUACAAGGUCAAGACAACGAUUUGAUUGCAAUUCAAAGUGAGAAAAAUGCUAUAAUACAUUCGAAUGGCACUUUGGUAAUUAAUAAUAUAAGCAAGGAAAGCGAAGGCUUCUACCAGUGCAUUGUAUCAAACGGAGUGGGCCCAGAGUUGAAAACUGACAUCAAUAUCAAAGUCAUAGAUACGUGGAAAAUUCAACCCUUCACAUUCAGCAACGCAAGGGUUGGCCAAAGAGUGUCAACGACAUGUACUACCUCUGGAGGAAAAAGAUUAACCUUUGAGUGGCUUAAAGAUGGGAAAAGUGUCAAGGAUAUUUCAAACAUUAAAAUCAUAUCCGUAUCAGAUGUUUCAACCAUCAUAAUUGAUCCAGUUGCUGAAAGUGAUUCGGGGAAUUACACCUGUGUGGCGAAUUCGGAUGGCAUGACAGAUAUGUACAUUGCAUCCCUCAGUGUUUAUGUUCCUCCAGAAUGGGUUAACAGCCCGGGGGACAAGGAAGCCCUUUCCGGAGAAACAGUGAUUAUUCCUUGCUCUGCCACAGGAAAACCACAACCUGUGAUUUCAUGGGGCAAAUUCCAUGAUAUGGAUGGGAAGUAUCACGUUCUAUCAGAGUCAGUUUCUGCCACAGACCGAAUUUCACAGUUAAAAAACGGAUCUCUUCAGAUAGACGAUAUUUAUAAAGACGAUGAGGGUAUAUAUCAGUGUAGAGUCUCCAAUAAUGUAGGAAUGGCACUGGAAAAAUCUGCAAGCUUGCGUGUGAUUGGCACUCCAAAGAUUCAGCCGUUUCUCUUUCCAAACCAAGUUAUAUCAGGAACUAAAACUAGCGUUACUUGCACAGCAAUAUCAGGUGUACCUCCUAUGGAGUUCAAAUGGUAUAAAAACGGACACCCUUUGAAGAUGAACCAAAAAGUAAACGUAAGAACGUACAAUGAUUUUUCAAUGAUAUUUUUAGAAGAAGUUGAUCAAAGUUCCAGCGGAAAUUUUACAUGCGAAUUACUGGGUCCAACCGGAGCAGAUUCUUAUACAACAUUUCUCGAAGUAAAGGAACCACCGAGAUGGGUGAAACAACCUCAAGACAUGGCACUGAACAGUGGCAUAAACGUAACGCUGGAAUGUUUAGCUACUGGGCAUCCAUUACCGAAUGUGACGUGGAAGAAAACAUCAGACGGCAUUCGUGAAACAUUUGAGACAGUGCAAGAACAAAAGCAAUUUCCCGGAAAAAGUCUUCUUGAAAUAAAAACUGCAUCACCAAGAGACGGAGGUUUCUAUAAAUGUGUUGCGACUAAUGUUAUUCAGUCUAUUGAAACAAAUGGCAUUUUAAUCACUGUUAGUGAACUUCCUCAGAUUCAAAAGAUAAUGUUUCCAGACCAAGUCACUACCGGGAAAAGGACAAGUGCAACAUGCACUGCUAUCUCUGGAACACCUCCAAUGGAGUUUAAAUGGUUCAGAAACGGCCAUCAAGUGCAACAAAACCAACAGUUUACGAUUAAAACUUCAACUGAUUACUCUAUUCUGUUUAUAGAUAACGUUUCCCUCUCAACAAGUGGGAAUUACACUUGUGAACUCAAAACUCCAAUUGGUACAGAUCGUUUUACAGCAGUGCUGGAAGUAAAAGACCCACCAAAAUGGCUUAAAGAACCGAAAGAUACAUACUUAUUGGCAGGAGCUAACCUGACUUUGGAUUGCGAAGCAUCUGGAUUUCCUGUUCCUAUUGUAACAUGGAAAAAAGGCUCUAAUGAUAAAGAUAUCUACGAAGAAGUAAUGUCCCAAAGAAAAUUUGAAGGGAAAAGCACUUUGGUAAUUAAAGAGGCUAAAGAAGAAGAUGCAGGUCUUUACCUGUGUACAGCUAAUAACGCUAUUUCCAGUAUUAAAACCAACACCAUAGUAAUUGCAAUAAGUGGUUCUCCAAAAAUACAGCCAUUUAAUUUAGCCACACAGUUUACGACAGGGGAGCAGGUCACUUUGUUUUGUGCUAUAAAGUCAGGAACCCCGCCAUUUUCUUUUCAAUGGAUGAAAAAUUCUCAACCACUUAAGGAGGAUCCUUUUGCCAAAGUUCUAGAUUUAACCCAUUUUUCAAACCUUUUAAUUCCAACCAUAACUUUGGAUUCGAGAGGGAAUUACACCUGCAAAGUUUCUAACGCUUACGGAUCAGAUGUUCAUACAGAAUAUCUAAACGUUGUCGUAUCCCCAGAAUGGAAGAUAGUUCCUGAAGAUCAAGAAAGAAUUGCUGGAGAGAGUUUGUCUUUAGAAUGCUCCGCCAAUGGCUUUCCCGAGCCAAUAAUAGCAUGGAAGAUAAAGAAUCAAGAAAACUCAAACGAACAAAAUGUGAUACAGAAGAACUCAAGAAUUCAAAUCUUAGCUGGAAUUCUCACUAUCAACGAACUUUUAGAAGAGGACGAGGGUAAUUACGUUUGCGAAGCUGCCAAUGGUGUCGGAGAUGGUAUAUCGCACAGUGUCUCUGUUUCUGUGCUUGGUUCACCAAGAAUUCAGCCAUUUAGUUUCCCGGAAAAACUAACGGAAGGACAGAAGACGAAAGCCCUGUGCACAGUUAUUGAGGGGCUAAGCCCAUUCAAAUUUAUGUGGUUUAAAAAUGAGCAACCACUAACUACGUCGUCUCACAUCGUCAUUCAAAACAACGACGAUUAUUCUGUUUUAUUCAUUAAUUCCUUGCGAACUGAGCACGCAGGAAACUAUUCCUGUGCAGUUACUAGUUCUAUAGGCCGAGAUUCAUAUACUUCAUUGUUGGUCGUAAAUGUUCCGCCUUCAAUUCUUCAAGAUCCUCAAGAUCAAACACUUCAAGAAGGACAAGAUGCUUUAUUCUCGUGUCCAGCAAGAGGAUUCCCUCAACCUGUUGUAAUAUGGAGCAGAGGUAAUGAAAAACUGCAGAAUGAGAGGAUACAAACAUUUACAAAUGGAAGUCUACUGAUCAACAAAAUUGACAAGUCCGAUGAAGGAUUGUACAGAUGCACUAUUAGUAACAACAUAGGAGAAGAUUUGCAAAAAUUAGUAUCUUUAACUGUUAUUGUUCCGGCCCAUUUCAAAGGAAAAUUCGAAGUCCAAAAUGUUCGCCGAGGAGAAACGGCCACCCUCAAAUGCGAAGCGGUCGGAGAUAAACCUCUCAGCAUCACGUGGACCAAAGACAAAGCAGAAAUCGAUUUCAAGAAGCACACGAGACUUGAAAAGUUCGACAGAGAUGUUGAAAAAGGACUUAGUUCGGAACUGAUAAUUCGAACUGCUGACAGAAAAGACGGGGCGCUUUAUGGUUGCUUAGCAAAGAAUGAAUAUGGCACAGAUGAAAGAAAUAUCAAGCUCCUCGUUAUUGAAGUACCCGCAAAACCAAUAGACGUAAAACUUAAGGAAGUCUGGAGCAGGACUGCCAGCAUCAUGUGGUAUGCUCCAUACACAGGGAAUAGCCCCAUCACAAAAUACAUCGUUCAGUAUUGGAGAGACAGAGGAGGACCUCACCGUCUCUUGGAGGAAACUGUUCCAAACAGCCAAACAACAGUUCUGUUGAAGAACUUACAGCCGGGUACUCCGUACGCCGUGACGGUCCUGGGCGAGAAUGAGAUUGGACAGGGGCAACCAUCUGACAUUCUCAAGUUCGUCACUGGAGAAGAAGAACCAAGCGGGCCUCCUACGGAUGUUUGGAUUGAAUCUAAAAGCUCCAGUUCUAUAUUGGUUACAUGGAAGGCACCACCCCGGGAGCUGUGGAACGGUGAACUUCGUGGUUACUACGUGGGGUACAAAGUAGACGGAUCCUCUCCAUCCUAUUUCUUCAAGACGGUGGACAACGCUGUCAACGACAGCCAGGAAUACCUCCUCACCAACCUCAUGAAGUCCACCAAGUACAACAUCGUUGUCAAGGCGUACAACAGCGCUGGCACCGGCCCACCCUCACAAGACCUCGUUGCCAAGACAUUAGAUGGAGAUGUACCCGAGGCUCCUGCUUUUACGGUCGUCGCAGCGUCUGAGUCGAAAAUAAGUUUGCGAUGGGGAGAUCCACCUUCACGAAACAUUCCGGUGACAGGAUACACGUUACACUACAAAAAGGAGGGCGGCGAGUGGUUCCACAUUCCCAUCAUAGCGUCCAGCAGCAAGAAUCGCUUCACCAUCACCGGAUUGGAAAGUUCCACUCCUUACAAGAUCUACAUAACUGCUUCGAAUCAGUACGGCAACGGGGAAGCAAGUGACAUUACUACUGUCACCACUUCUAUGAAAGGAUUUGUUAUUGGGAAUACAGAAACGUACGUAGAUCUUUCUGUAAUAGUUCCAGUUGCUGCUUGCAUCCUGGCUUUCAUUGUGGUUGCCAUAGUUGUUAUAAUUUACUACAGAAAAUCUAAGGCUCGGAACAAUCUUGAAAGAGCUCUACAAGGAGGCAAACCUUUCCCAUACACUGGCUCGACGCAGCGUUACAUCGACAUCGACAAAACCAGGCUUCCCGCCGAACCGGGAACUCUCACUUCCUCUUAUGCCACCAUCCCACCUCAAGAAAUCACGGAAGAAGGCACGCAAGAAAUGAAAGCAUUCAUGCACGGGAAUAUGAAGGACAGACCACUUCCUUCAAAGCCUUCCUCCAUGAAGAAGAAAAGCAAGGGGCACGUUUACGACACUGCGCAGUGAAAAUAGCUCCCUACAGUUAUGUACAUAAAGACAUUAGUAACCUAGUGUGCUGCCAUCGACGGAUUGUAUGUCCAGUAAUUAGUACUUGUGGAACUUUUUUUUAUUUUAUAUACUCUAUUCAAUUCCCGCGUUGAUAGAAUCUCUACACUUAUACAUUUCAUGUUCGAUGAAAUCAUACGUUUUGACUUUGGUUUUACGAAAAAUUUUUGAAAAAUAAGAAAUGAUUAGAUUGACUUGAGUUUUUGAAAUGAGCUUCUUGGAUGUAAUUUCAGGUUCGUUGUGAUGACGAAAAAACCAUUAGUCCCAUAGGUAGGGAAAACAGUAAUAGAUUUCCAUUUGAGUAAAGAAACUGCAAAAUUGCCGAGUGAUGCAAGUGAUGAGGGAUGACUACGGCUACUUAUUAUUAUAUUA
Messenger RNA from Uloborus diversus, 11673 nucleotides. RefSeq names its product hemicentin-1-like. NCBI's taxonomy places the organism in Eukaryota, Metazoa, Arthropoda, Arachnida, Araneae, Uloboridae. The record is from RefSeq and is a predicted model, not a curated record. The transcript has 63 exons. Gene Ontology annotation, molecular function: cell-cell adhesion mediator activity. Gene Ontology annotation, cellular component: plasma membrane; axon. Bases 1 to 11262 code for a protein of 3753 amino acids. Gene Ontology annotation, biological process: dendrite self-avoidance; homophilic cell-cell adhesion; axon guidance.